AGAGGAGAGUCAGUGCAGUUUCCUUCCGCCAAUCCCCGCAGGCCACAGCUAGCUCGCCCGCCCGGCCCCUGUCUGUCACCGACCAAGCAGCCAGCCAAUCAGGAGCGCGACAUCAUCCCGCCUUGGCUCUCGUUCGCUGAGGCGGGCAUCGUUCGGUAUUUUGAGACGCCGCGCCACCGAUCUCCGGCUGCGAGAGGUGGUUGAAAGGAGGUGGCGGGAAACCACUGUUUGAUCGAAAUUGCCUCCCUCACGGUCGCUUCGGAUGAUAGCAGAUUUCAGAAGACUGAACCACAGGCCAGAGUCCUCAAUAAAUGAGAGAUUUUUCCCAAUCAAAAUUAACAGCAAAAUAAGUCAAGAUGUCUGUCGAUCCAAUGACCUAUGAGGCCCAGUUCUUUGGCUUCACACCACAAACUUGCAUGCUCAGGAUCUACAUUGCAUUUCAAGACUACCUAUUUGAAGUGAUGCAGGCUGUUGAACAGGUUAUUCUGAAGAAGCUGGAGGGCAUCCCAAACUGUGAGAUUAGCCCAGUCCAGGUUCGUAAGUGCACAGAGAAGUUUCUUUGCUUCAUGAAAGGACGUUUUGAUAAGCUUUUUGUCAAAAUGGAGCAGCUGUUUUUACAGUGGAUUUUGCGUAUUCCCCCAAACAUCUUGCUUCCGGAAGAUAAAUCUCAGGAGAUGCAUUCUUAUAGUGAUGAAGAAUUCCAGCUUCUCCAAAAAGAAAUUGAACAGUUACAGGAGAAGUACAAGACUGAAUUAUGUACUAAGCAGGCCCUUCUUGCAGAGUUAGAAGAGCAAAAAACUGUUCAGGCCAAACUUAAACAGACAUUGGCUUUGUUUGAUGAGCUUGAAAAUGUUGGCAGAAAUCAUGGGACUAGUGAUUUCAGGGACAGCUUGGUGUUCCUGGCCCAGAACUCCAGAAAACUCCAGGAUAUUAGAGACAAUGUGGAAAAGGAAAGCAAAAGACUGAAAAUAUCUUAAUUUCUAAAUAGUAAAAGGAGCCACUCAAAAGUAGGUCUGUAUAUUUUGUUGGAUUUUCUUUAAACAUUUUUCUUUUCUUUGGUCCACUCCCCUGAAGUAUCUGUGUACUACUUGAAACUGAUCUUUGAAGCAUUUAUUCCUUAUAGGCCUCUAAUAGGUGGGAAGGGAUUCUUAAUCCAUUAAAGACUCAUUUGGGGCUUGAUGAAGAAAUAAAGCUUUCCAUGGCCAGUCAAAAGAUAUUUGUAAAAGGUGUACUUUGGUCAUGAGUCCUUUGUAACCUUGAUCCUUUUUAC
Messenger RNA from Myotis brandtii (Brandt's bat), 1270 nucleotides. RefSeq names its product MIS12 kinetochore complex component (gene MIS12). Bases 357 to 977 code for a protein of 206 amino acids. Gene Ontology annotation, cellular component: chromosome, centromeric region; nucleus. Gene Ontology annotation, biological process: protein localization to kinetochore; mitotic cell cycle; mitotic sister chromatid segregation. The record is from RefSeq and is a predicted model, not a curated record. The transcript has 3 exons. NCBI's taxonomy places the organism in Eukaryota, Metazoa, Chordata, Mammalia, Chiroptera, Vespertilionidae.